AUGUCUUCAAAUAGUAUAAAGCUAUUAGCUGGUAACUCUCAUCCAGAUUUGGCAGAGAAAAUCGCCAAUAGAUUGGGUUUAAAUUUGGCUAAAAUCGGUGUCUACCAAUAUUCCAACAGAGAAACUUCUGUAACUAUUGGCGAAAGCAUAAGAGAUGAAGAUGUUUACAUAAUUCAAACAGGUACCGGGCAAGAUGAGAUAAAUGACUUUUUGAUGGAAUUAUUAAUCAUGAUUCAUGCAUGUAAAACUGCCAGUGCAAGAAGGAUUACCGCUGUUAUUCCAAAUUUCCCCUAUGCAAGACAAGAUAAGAAAGAUAAAUCAAGAGCCCCAAUAACUGCCAAGUUGAUUGCUAAUUUAUUGCAAACUGCAGGCUGUGAUCAUGUAAUUACAAUGGAUUUGCAUGCUUCUCAGAUACAAGGGUUUUUUCAUAUACCUGUUGACAAUUUAUACGCAGAACCAUGUGUUUUGAAUUAUAUCCAAAAUCACACUGACUUUCAAAAUGUAUUAUUAGUUUCUCCAGAUGCCGGUGGUGCUAAAAGAGUAGCUUCUUUGGCCGAUAAACUAGAUUUAAACUUUGCCUUGAUUCAUAAGGAAAGACAGCGUGCCAAUGAAAUUAGUCGUAUGGUUUUAGUUGGUGAUGUAGCGGGAAAAUCGUGUCUGUUAAUAGACGAUAUGGCAGAUACUUGUGGUACUCUAUGUAAAGCUGCUGAAGUUUUAUUAGACAAAGGUGCCAAGGAAGUUAUUGCCAUUGUUACUCACGGGAUUUUUAGUGGGAAUGCUUUUGAAAGGUUGCAGAAUAGUAGAUUAAGUAAAAUAGUUUGUACCAACACUGUUCCUGUUUCUCAAUCUAUUGAUAGAUUGGAUCAAAUAGAUAUAAGUCCUAUCUUAGCUGAAGCUAUUAGGAGAUUACAUAAUGGAGAAAGUGUUUCAUAUUUGUUUACACACGCUCCGGUGUGA
Molecule: messenger RNA, 957 nt
Organism: Saccharomycodes ludwigii
Lineage: Eukaryota; Fungi; Ascomycota; Saccharomycetes; Saccharomycodales; Saccharomycodaceae
Product: ribose-phosphate diphosphokinase
Exons: 1
Coding region: 1-957 (318 amino acids)
Biological process (GO): purine nucleotide biosynthetic process; 5-phosphoribose 1-diphosphate biosynthetic process; ribonucleoside monophosphate biosynthetic process
Cellular component (GO): ribose phosphate diphosphokinase complex; cytoplasm
Molecular function (GO): ribose phosphate diphosphokinase activity; magnesium ion binding
Source: RefSeq, a predicted model, not a curated record